Mercenaria mercenaria is the source of this 3360-nucleotide messenger RNA. RefSeq lists its product as uncharacterized. Bases 1411 to 2259 code for a protein of 282 amino acids. Lineage: Eukaryota; Metazoa; Mollusca; Bivalvia; Venerida; Veneridae. The transcript is spliced from 2 exons. The record is from RefSeq and is a predicted model, not a curated record.
UAACAUCAUUUCUUUGGACUGCAGUUUAAAACUUUAGUUACCAUAUGCAGACAUGACUUUGCUCUCUCAUGUCAUACUUUUUUGUUAGCUCUUUGCUUUGCUCAAACGAAGGAGAAGUUUACAUGCAGUCUCUGUUUUAGAUGAUCAGUAUAUUUUCUUGGCCCAAAUAGAUAUUUAACUGAGCUGGUAAUACAGCACAGUCAUCGUCAAUCAACAAAUCAGAUGCUGGACCUUUGAGACUGGUUUCCAGGUCAUGUCUUAUACCCUUGAACCCUGUGCUAUAACAUUUCUGUCUAAACUGAAAGAAUACCAGUAAAAUGACUACUCAAAUACUUCAUCUGUAUAGUCAAACAUGUUUCAAAGGCCACUUCAUUUGUACAGUCAAACCUGAUUCCAAGACUGCUUUGUGUAUUGUCAAACCUGUAUCAUAGGCAGCUUCAUUUUGUUACUCAAACCUGUUUCAAAGGCCGCGUCAUUUGUACAAUCAAACCUGUUUCAAAGGCCGCUUCACUUGUACAGUCAAACCUGUUAUAAAGGUCACUUCAUUUAUUUAGUAAUGUCUGUAUUAAAGGCUACUUCGUUUGUAGAGUCUGAUCUGUCCAUUCGCAAAAUCAAACCAGUUUAAAUGGCCGCUUCACCUGUAUCAAAGGCCACUUCAUUUGUACAGUCAGAUCUGUUUCAAAUGCCGCUUCAUUUGUAUAAUCAGACCUGUAUCAAAGCCUACCUGUGCAGUAAUGCCAUGCCACCUUUCUCCAGAGAACAUUUUUUUUCAAGAUUAAAAAUAAAUCGUUGUAUUUCAACCUGUGACUCAAAAGCAUUGGAAAAUAAAGGCAACUCUCCGGCCUACACAUGGUCAAACAUGUCUGCCGACAAUUAUGGUGUUGUUUAUUUGUUAUUUUGUCUCCAUGUUCUGUUACAAGAUACCAAAAUGUACUUUAAAAUCAUCAUUUUAAAUCACAAAAUAAAACUCAUUCUUAUACGCUCGAUACGAACACCAUAUAGCAUAGAUACUUCGUUAUAAAUUGAUUGUAGUAUUUUAAUACCGCAUUGUAAAAAUAGAUGUUUCCAUUUUUGUGUUAUCCUUGGUGUUGACGGAACUGACACUGAUUAUUACUCACGUACAUAUUUAUUUCAUAGAUUUAUUAUUAAUUUGAACCAUGUCUUAAUGGCGUUUUUCUGAACUUGAAGCCAAAAUCAAUCUAUCUACCGAGCAUAUCGCCCAAUAGAGCGCCAUCAGACGUAAGACACUGUCAAAACGAAGAGUUUAAACAUGAGUGUAUAAAGUAAUAUUGCCACUUUCAACGUGAGUACUUAAAUAUUUCCAAAUUUUUAGUUUCUUGACUUCCGUCUUUUCUGUGUUCUUAGGUUGGUUCCUACGAAGAAGGUCAGCUGACACUACAGGUAGACAAAAUGAAAUUUUAUCAAAAUAUCGACGGUGCUUGCUCCAGUUCUCUCUGUGGACACUGUACAAACUCCUCCUUCACACGACCAGUUACCAUAGCAACAACAACACACAUGCACCCUGAGACGGAGGAGUUCUCGGUUCCUGACUAUACUAUCAUAGGGAUCCUAGGGUUUCUGUUUGUCGUGAUAAUGGUUAUGAGUAUAAUCAUAAUCUGUUACUUCAAACGACGAAUAGUGGAAUUAGAAAGACAGCUGAAGGAGACAAAAUAUGAAAUAAGGACUAGUUAUGCUUUGCACAAUGGAUCGGCUUUUUCACAUGCUAACACAACGUCGUUAACCUACCCGGACCUUAAACUCGCAAACACAAGCCCCAGUGGUGAUACCAUGAAUGAAUGGAGAAAAGCACAAAACGUUCCAUAUGGUGGGAAUAGCAAGUAUUCACAAUCUAACGGUGGAGUGAUAAAUCAAGGAUUUGUCGGCAGUGAAAUGUAUCUGCAUGCGACCCAUGAUGACGACGAAAAUCUGCAACGUUCUUCAUCAGGAAAUUACAGUGCAAGUCCGCGAGGACACGUGUCCAAUUCAGAUCAAUUAAAUUCAGUUUCAGAUUCACCUACUUAUAGACCUCCUUCCAGCAGUUAUGGACUAACAUCUCACAGCAGUUUCAAAAAGCCCGCGGAUUAUAAUCAUAAUGGCCAAAUAAAAAAGCAGCCGCGUACUCAGCUUGCUGUUCCUCCUUGUAGACCGGAACUUCCGCCACGUGACCCGGAACAGCAGCGCGCGCAUGCUCAAAGACCAAACGGGUUUACAGACAAAUUUGACCAUUUGUCUUCAGCAGUGCCAAAGGAAAAAGUGUGAAAAGUCCGAAGUAGUCCGCGAAGGACUGUGUCACCACCGUCAUUUAAACACAACCCAUCCACGGGUGAAAACUCACGGUACAGAGAUACAAAUUAUGCAGACAGCUCAAAAUACAAUGGGUCUCCCGCGAAUAUGACUUUCUCAGAUUCUAAAAUGGCUUCACCAGAUAUGGUAAAUUUGGCAGGUUCCAUUGAAAAAAUAUCGCGUGUGUAGAGUACACAGAUUCUGGUUAAUUAAUAUGAAUCUCAUUUUAUAGGUGUUUUGUGAUUGGUCACGUGAAAGUUUAUCACAGGAGUUUAGAAUGUGAUAACAAUAAAUGGUGAUACCCCGGUGCGUACCAAAAAAAAAAAAACUUGACAAGGCAUUAAAAUGUGCUUUUCUCAUCUGACAUUAUACGCAGUACGUGUUCAUAAUGGAAGACCCUGAUGCUUGCGUAUAAUAUUCCUACUGCAAAGUGAUAUAUAAGUUUUUGCAGAAAGAAGACUCACUUGUAUAGUAUUUGAAAAUGUUGAAAGAUAUUGAAGACUUCGUGUCCAACUAUUCUACUGCAGCCAGUCUUUAAGUGUAUUUUGCUCCUUGUGUUGGGGUCGAAAAUAAAAUUGUUCACUACGGACACCGAGGUUUGUGUAUCUCGGCGAUUGAAAACACUGUCCCGAUUGACUGCCAUAUUAUUGUACUCUGUACGAUUUAUGAUAACAUUUAUAUAAAUUGUUAUUACCGUUAUUGUUUCUGUGUAUUUUAUGAAAUAUUUAAAAGUACAUUAUAGCUUUAUAUAUAUUAAAAUAAUAUAACUAUUGAAUUUACUGUUCGCACUCUUUAUAAUCAUUGUUAUGAAUGUUCUUACAACUUUUAAAACUAUUUAAGUGAUUUUGGGAGGACUCAUCUCGAGUUCAUUCUUAGUGGGAUUCGAACUCGUUACAUUGCUUUGGCGCUAUUCUUCUAAACAUUUCUCUUUCCGUGGAGUCAGUGCAGUGAUUUGUACGAAAUCGACUGAUCCAUUAUGUAAGGGAAACAACUCCUAAACAUUUUUGUCAUAUCAGCAUUCGAUUGCUUCGAGAGGCAAAUUAUAAUAAUGUAUACAUAACGAUUAAAAAAGAAUAA